This is a messenger RNA of Pseudocercospora fijiensis CIRAD86, 1857 nucleotides long. RefSeq lists its product as uncharacterized. The transcript has a single exon. The record is from RefSeq and is a predicted model, not a curated record. NCBI's taxonomy places the organism in Eukaryota, Fungi, Ascomycota, Dothideomycetes, Mycosphaerellales, Mycosphaerellaceae. The coding region runs from base 1 to 1857 and encodes 618 amino acids.
AUGUCGGAAGCCUCGUCAACAGGCAAGGAAGCCGUGAAAGUGCCUGGCAGCGAUCACACAUUCUUGAAUCCUGAGAACAGCCGACCUCACAAUGGCGUCGUCGCAUAUCCAUUCAAGCUCAAGAAUAUUGGCAAAGCAGCCGCCAACAAGAGAUCGCCAAGUCCAAAUGCUUCCACCAUGACUCUAGAAUCGGUCGACGGAAGCGAUCGGGCGUCUACCAGAAGCACGGAAUCGUCUAGGUUGAAGGCCGCGCGCAUCCUCGGCGUAUCUCCCAUGGAGCUUCCAAGCGAUCUGCCAGGAACAUCUGGCGCUGGCGGCACGAAUGGCGCAAAGCGGGAUCCGGGCUCCACAGCAUCCCCGGACGAGCAUCGAUCAGGGUCUGAAACCGAUAUGAUCCCGACCCUGGAAGUGUCACCAGCUGCUUUCCAUGAAACUGGUAAUGUGCAGGACGGAAAUUCUUCUUCCGCCUCGUCUCGUCCGGUGUCAAUGCUCCCGGAAAAUGUUCGUGUCUCUCACUUGAAAAGCCCCGAAGAAAAUCCAGUCGGUCCAUUGAGCCCAUCCGAGCAGCAGGAUCCGAUUGCAACGACCACCGCGAAACACCGACAAGGCAGAGUCGAAUAUCGAGAUUCAAGGCUAGGUCAACUAGGUGCGGACGGAAUGCCUACACAAGCAUUUCCAGAAACGAGCAGUGCUUCUCGGCCGGCUCCAUUCAAGAUACGCAAUCCUGUGUACGACAAUCGAGCAUCGGCGGAUGUCACAGGGCAGACAGUGGAUGAGCAGAGUCAACCGCUUGACGCAUCGAAGCCGGCACCCUUCAAGAUGAGGCAUGUUGUGUACGACGCGAGAGUUGCGCCUGUUGGCAGCAAACCCCCAGGGUCUGAUGCCGAAGCGGCAGCCUCUGUUGCAGCCAAUGGCUCAAGUAAGAGCGAGACUUCACUUUCAUCUGAUGCCCAAGCUCUGCCAGGCACGGCAGUGACAUCACCUGCUGCAACAGCCGCUGCUGUGGUAGCUGCUCAGCAUGCCGCGGCCAGAUCCGUCUCAACAAAUUCGACAGCAUCUCCCAUUGAUGAUGAAAAGGAGGUGGUGCACUUCUCACAUAACAACGCUAACCGUGAUUUUCCGCAGACCAACAACACCACUCAGCCAACCGGGAAUAUUCUUUCACGCCCCGCGCCGCCGGUCAGGCCGAGCUCGAGCGGUCCACCACCAACGCCGCCACCAAAAGACCCUCCCAAAUUGGAGAAGGAAGCGCACCCUAUACUUCCAGCGAAGAGUCUGGCUCAGGGAAGAUCUCGGGACAAUCUGAAGGGGAGCGACGGAAGCAUUAGUGGUCCUGAUGACAACACUAUAUCGUCAACGAAGAGAAAGCCAGUGGCAGUGCCAACGAGCAAAUUCUCGAGGAGCAACGAGAAUCUCAGCAGCUAUGGCAACGCACCUUCGCUACCAGCCGGUGCAGCAGCGGCAUUAGCUGGAGUAAGGGCGAGAUCAGCGAGUGCAGAGACGAGCGGGAGUUCGGAAGGGACAUCAUAUGACAACCAGGCGGUAUCUGCCGCAAGCGUUGCUUGCAACAACUCCGGAAUGCGACCCGAGUUCGGAGUCCUUCCCCUUAGCAAAUUCUCUCCUGCUGCCUCUUCGUCGCCCAAAGAGAAGCUACAAAUCGACCCUCCAGCAGCGGCACCAGCACCCACUAUCGGAAAUCUGAGCUUCGAGCGCUCACCAGUGAAAGGAGACUUUGGUGAUGCGACAACGAUGGCGGAAAACACGAACACUACUAGUACUCCACGGCCUCCUCUAGAAACAUUUAUAACAGCACAAGAAGCUUUGGAUCUUGGGAUGAAGGAGGGACAGAAAUUCUAA